AUGGAUCACAACACCCGCGCUCCUCGCGCUGCCACCAACGCCAUGGACACGGACAGGCUGGCCGCCGAACUGACUGAGCAGUUCCGCCACGUCCUCAGCACAAAGCGAAUCAACGACCUCACAUCUCGCUCAUCUCAAUCCCGCUCCUCAUCACCAGCGCCCCGCGACUUUGGAUCCCCCCAGCCGCCGCCCUCGCAAGCAGCCCCACCGGCCUACUCGUCUAUCAAGAACAUCCCCCUCGUCCCAGAACCCCCACGUGAUGCUCGCUCCCUCCGCUUCAAGAACAUGCUCCACUCGCUCUCCAACAUGCCCGUGCGAUGGGAAAACCCCGGACUACUCGACGAGGCCCUUCGCGUCAUCCCGCUUGAGCAAAUCUACAACGAGGCUGAAGAGGAAAGCCAGAUCCUGCAGGCCGAGGCCGAGAGCAUGGGUGCUGGCAAGAAGGCAGCAUGGGGCUACCAAGACUGCGUCGUCCGCGCACUGCUGCGAUGGUUCAAGCGUUCCUUCUUCUCAUGGGUCAACAACCCUCCCUGCUCGCGAUGCUACUCACCCACCGUUGCCAUGGGCAUUACACCACCACUUCCCGACGAACAGGCCCGCGGCGCCAGCCAGGUUGAGGCCUACCGAUGCUCCAACGACAACUGCAGAAACUACGAGCGUUUCCCCCGAUACAAUGACGCCUUUGUCUUGCUCCAAACCCGAAGAGGCCGAUGUGGUGAAUGGGCAAACUGCUUCAGCAUGCUCUGCCGCGCCGUUGGCUCAAGAGUACGCUGGGUCUGGAAUGCCGAAGACCACGUCUGGACCGAAGUCUACUCUGUGCACCGCAAGCGAUGGGUCCACGUAGAUGCCUGCGAAGAGGCAUGGGAUAAGCCCCGGCUAUACACUGAUGGCUGGGGCAAGAAGCUCUCUUACUGCAUUGCCUUUUCGGCCGAUGGUGCCAUGGACGUCACCCGCCGAUAUGUCCGUGACGCUAAGCAUGCUGCCGAGCGCAACCGCGCACCAGAGGCAGUUCUCCUCUACAUCAUGGAUGAGAUCCGAGCAACACGACGAGCCAACAUGUCCAAACAGGACAAGUUCCGCCUGCAGGGCGAAGACAUCCGCGAAGCCAAGGAGCUCCGUGCCGGUGUCAUCUCAUCCAUUGCACAGGCCGUGUGCAAACUACGACCCGAAGAUAUCAUCAACGGCCAAGUAACACGCCGACUAGAUGCCGAUGCUCAAAAGGCACUAGAAGGUCGUAUGAGCGGCAACUCGGCAUGGAUACGAGCCCGCGGCGAGGGUGGUCAACAGCAAAACCAGCAAGACCCCCGAAACCAACACCCACGAUGA
Messenger RNA from Bipolaris zeicola 26-R-13, 1326 nucleotides. RefSeq lists its product as uncharacterized. The coding region runs from base 1 to 1326 and encodes 441 amino acids. The transcript is spliced from 2 exons. Gene Ontology annotation, cellular component: cytosol; nucleus. The record is from RefSeq and is a predicted model, not a curated record. Gene Ontology annotation, molecular function: peptide-N4-(N-acetyl-beta-glucosaminyl)asparagine amidase activity. NCBI's taxonomy places the organism in Eukaryota, Fungi, Ascomycota, Dothideomycetes, Pleosporales, Pleosporaceae. Gene Ontology annotation, biological process: protein deglycosylation; glycoprotein catabolic process; protein quality control for misfolded or incompletely synthesized proteins.